This is a messenger RNA of Durio zibethinus, 1226 nucleotides long. RefSeq lists its product as uncharacterized. Gene Ontology annotation, biological process: mRNA catabolic process. NCBI's taxonomy places the organism in Eukaryota, Viridiplantae, Streptophyta, Magnoliopsida, Malvales, Malvaceae. Gene Ontology annotation, cellular component: CCR4-NOT complex. The record is from RefSeq and is a predicted model, not a curated record.
GCGUCUAAGAUAAAAAGACAAAAACGAGUCUGAGAAUUGAGAGCGGCGGAGUAGUACAAGAAAACGUACGAUUCAAUCGCUUUUACUUACUUUCCAAAAAUCCAUAUUUUUUCUUUUCAUCCCAAUAAAUGCAGUUUCAGAGUUUUUAUAAGAAAUAGGAAAACGAUAUCACCCCGGAAUUUCAAUAUUAAAGUAUUUCUUUCUUUCGUUUUCCAAGUCUCACUGUCUCUUUCUCUUCGUCUGAAGAAAUGGCUUACGUCCCAGCAGAAUACCCAUCAUCAGCUGGAAGAGCGGGUUCGCGUGCGGCGGCUCCAACCAUUUUCGGUCCAACCCACAACCAUGCUUCUGCUGCGCAUCAUAGAAGCCUCUCCGGUAUCACACGUUUGAUUCGAGGGCUUGAUCACGAGGAAACCCGAGAGCAGUCUCUUGACCUUCUUUGCAAGUAUAGACAAGCUCGUGAUGAUUUGGGAAUUUUGUUAUGGAAUUCUUUUGGUACCGUGAAGUUACUUUUACAGGAAAUAACUUCAGUUUACCGUCCACUACUAUCCGGUGGCCUUUCAGAAAGGGCAAUGACACAAGUUUGCAAUGCUAUUGCGCUUCUUCAGUCAGUAGCUUCUCACCCCGAUACAAGGAUGCCAUUUAUCAAAGCUUCUAUCCCGGUGUAUCUUUAUCCCUUCCUGAACACUAUGAACUCUGAAAGGAACUAUGAAUGUUUAAGGCUUACCAGCUUAGGUGUCAUCGGGUCCCUAGCGAAGGUUGACGAUGCAGAAGUGGUUGAUUACCUUCUUUCUACUCAGAUAUUUCCUAGUUGCCUACGCUGCAUGGAGGUUGGCAGAACAUUGUCAAAAACAGUUGCCACAUUUAUAAUUUACAGAAUCUUACUAAAUGAGAAAGGGCUGAAGUAUUGUUUCAUUCUUGCGGAUCGAUAUCUCUCGGUAAGCCACGCUUUGGCAAAAAUGGUUGAAGGACUUGCUGAAGAAGAUGAAAAUUCACCACGCCUGCUAAGAAACAUCAUUGGUUGUUAUCUUAGACUCUCAGAAAACCAAAGGACACGACAACGAUUGUCAACUUACAUUCCUUCAAAGUUAGUAGACAACACAUAUAUUGAUAUCCUUCGAGGUGACCCAGAAGCCAUUGGUAACCUACAACAAUUGAUCUACAAUUUAAAAACUAGCCAGAGGUCUAGACCACAACCUAUAGGCUUGGUCAUUGGGGCCGUUCAUUAG